GGAAAAUCAAAUAAUAUUUUCUUUUUUAUAAAAUCCAAACCCAAGAAGUCAUCAGAAGUGAGAGUGGAAAGGUGUAAGGAAGCUGUUCUGAAGGGAUCGUGUAUAGGGCUGCAGAAUGUGGGCGGCUAAAUAUGUUUUAUGUGCGCUGACAUGCGUUGCAUUUGCUACAGCUUCUCAAAACUCUGACCGCAAACGGAGAAAUAAAAUGGAUAUACCUGAAGAGCCCAACGUCCCGGUUGCCUUGGCUAGCAGUUUGGAUACGAGCUGCGCGGCGGCCAAGAUCAUGCCGCCGGAAAUAAGUUAUGGUAGGGUUGUUCUAUUCGAUCGUCGUCGGAAGGGCAAAAAGGUUUUCCUAGUCGCCUACUUCGCCUGUAACGAAAACUACAGCUUCGAAAAUGAAAACACAGCCAUGUUCUGCUCAAAUGAGAAGUGGUUGGGUGAAAUACCCACUUGCAUUCCCGAGCCGGAUUAUGCAGAAAUUGAGGAUGAUGGGGUAGAAGUUGAUGAGGAUCUCGAGGAGUACGACACGGUUGCUACCGACGAUGAGAUUGUUGAGGAUGGGGUUGAGGAGUCGCAGGAUAGUGAUAGGGAGCCGCCACCACCACCACCACCGCCGGUAAAGGAAAGCGCCGUGCCAGCGGUAUUAUCUGAAUUCCAGCCAGAACCAGAAAUCGUUAUUCAUAUUAAUGAAAGCGAAACAAAUCAAUUAGAAGCGGGCGCUCAAACUCCCCAGGGUACUGAGCUCCAAACUCCCGAAGAACCCACAGUCGAACGAUUCCUGGAAACCGAUCCUAAAACUUCCGAAAACAUUAUUCCUCAGCAAGUGCCAACUGAGGAAAUAUCACCCAACAAUACAUCUGUUGCGCCCACAAAAGACAUUUAUGAUCCCACCCUAUUGGACAACAACUGUGGGCCGGAUAAUGGCGGUUGUGCGCACAUAUGUAAGAGAUUGCUUUAUCCAGAUGAAAACGAACCCGUUCAAAAAUGCGACUGUCAAAAGGGCUACACCCUAGAUCCCAACGACUAUGCCAGCUGUCUAGAUAUCGACGAGUGCCAGGAGUCGAAUGGCGGCUGCUCGGAGAUUUGCGAAAACAUGCCUGGAGAAUACAAAUGCGCGUGUCAAGCUGGUUUUCAAAUAGAUGUUUCUGAUGGAAAAACUUGUGUGGAUAUUGAUGAAUGUGCCCAUAGCGAGCUGUCAUUGGAUUGUGCAGAAGGCUGUGAAAAUCUGCCUGGCUCCUAUCGAUGUGUGUUGCCACUGGGAGAAAAAGUUGAAGCGGUGGAGGAGCCCAAACUGGAGGUCAUCGAUAUUCCGGUGACCAAAACAUGCAAUCCAGGCUUUAAGCUUUCCGCCGAUGGCAACGACUGUCUGGACAUAGACGAGUGUGAGGUAAAGGAUCCCCAGAGUGCCGGGUGCGAGCAGGAUUGUGUGAAUACGGUCGGCUCCUUCCGUUGCUACUGCCGUGAUGGUUACCAUUUGCUCGAGGAUCAGCGGAGCUGUGCCCUUGAUGGCUGUGCGGAUCUGGACAAGCCCGAGUUAAAUCGCACUCGAUGUGCCCACGCGUGCGAAGAUCUGCCCGAGGGUAAUUACCGAUGCAUAUGUCCCAAGGGCUAUGAGCUUUCCGAGGAUCAGCACUCCUGCCAGGUGGAGGAAUCGGCCUGCUCCAAGGCGAAGGGAAGUGAGAGGUGCUCGCCGGGAACCUGUGCCCCCAGCGAGGACAACACUAGCUUUAGUUGCAUUUGCCCAACAGGCUAUCGCAGCGAGGAGUUCGCCUGCCAGGACAUUGACGAGUGCGCCGAUUCCUCUCACCUGUGCAGUCACAGCUGCCGGAACACCCCGGGCGGCUAUCAGUGCCUGUGUCCCGAGGGACUCAAUCUGGUCGAGGAGUUCACCUGCGUGGCCGAGGAUCGCUGCGAGGUGAACAACAAUGGCUGCGAGCAGAUCUGCCUGACGGCCAGAGAAGGAACCUGCUCCUGCCGCGAAGGAUUCCGCCUGAGUGCCGAUGGCAAGAGCUGCGAGGAUGUGGACGAGUGCCAGGUGGACAACGGCGGCUGUCAGCAGGUGUGCAGCAAUCUGCCAGGUUCGUAUGGGUGUUUGUGUGCCGCCGGCUAUGAGCUCCUCAAGCUGGACGGCUUCCGUGGCUAUUGCUUCGACAUCGACGAGUGCUCGCAGGGAACGCACGGGUGCAGCGACCAAAUGCUUUGCGAAAACCUCAAUGGUUCAUACACCUGCCUCUGCCCACCCGGCUAUGCCUUAGGAUUGGAUAACCACAUCGCCGCAUCACUAAACUCCUCAUUAUCUCAUGACUCAACCUCCACCUCACUUGAACCAUCUCCAUCUUCACCCACAUGCUUGGACAUCGACGAGUGUUCGUUGGCCAAUGGGAAUUGCUCUCACUUUUGCCAGAACGAGCCUGGUGGCUUCCAGUGCUCGUGUCCUUUGGGUCAUGCCCUGUCGGAGGACAUGCACUCCUGCCGGGACAUUGACGAGUGUGGCGACGACAAUGGCCAGUGCUCGCAGCUCUGCUUGAACCAGCCGGGGGGAUUUGCCUGUGCUUGCGAGGCGGGCUACGAACUAACCCCCGAUGGCUUCGGCUGCUCCGACAUUGAUGAGUGUUCGCUGAACUAUGGCAACUGUAGCGACAUCUGCAUCAAUCUUCUAGGUACCCAUGCCUGUGCCUGCGAACGGGGCUACGAGCUGGCCGCGGACAAGAGGACCUGCCAGGAUGUGAACGAGUGUGCCGGGCUCUUUUCCGGCGGCUGCUCCCACGAGUGCAUCAACAAGGCGGGCACCUUCGAGUGCGGCUGUCCCCUGGGCUAUGUCCUGAACGAGGACGGUCGCAACUGUCAUCCCGCUCUGGUUGGAUGUCCUCCGGGCACCCGGCAGUCCUCCAGCGGCUGCAGUCCGAUUGUUUGUGGCCGGGGUUUCGUCCUCGGCGCCAAUGACGAAUGUGAGGACGUUGACGAGUGCCUGGAGAAGAACGGAGGCUGUUCACAUCGCUGUGUUAAUAGCGAGGGCUCUUUCAAGUGCAGCUGUCCGCCGGGUUACAGAUUGGACUCCCACCAAAGGAUUUGCCAGGACAUUGAUGAGUGCGCUCAGGACAAGACCAGUUGCAUCACCGGGAAGUGUAUAAACGAGAUCGGAGGCUUCCGAUGCGAGUUUAACAAGUUCCCUGACUUGCCAGAGAUUCCCUCCGUCUCAACGCUGCCUGAACUACCCCAGCCGGACUCGACAAAACCCAACUAUCCUGACUUCACCGAACUGUCGAAUGAGAUUCCCAAGAGUCCCAAGCAACCUGCCAUCCCAGAGUUUCCAAGCCUGGAAUUCCCCUCCUUGCCCAAAUAUCCACCAGAUCUCCCAAGCAUCCCGCCACUUGGAGACCUACCCACUACCACCACAACCACCACCACCACGCAAGCACCUGUUUUUAAGCUUCCUGAGGUGCCUAGAAGCCCUUGGUCUAACCCGAUGCAACCCAGGGAUCUCUGCCCCCGAUUCCAGGCACCACGCAACGGCAGGUCCCACUGCAAUAGGUAUCGCCACAAACAGAAGCUGUUUUACAACAGUCGCUGCCGGAUAACCUGUAACCCUGGAUAUGUCCUAGAGGGUCCGGCCAUCAAGAGCUGUGGCGUAUCUGGAAUUUGGGAGGGUCCGGAGACCAAGUGCGUGGCUCUCAACCAGCCUCGCUUGCAGGGCCCAGGAAUCUGUCCUGCUCUGAAACCCGCUCGAAAUGGAGUCAUUCAACCGCCCAGCUGCACCCAAGGUCCAUCCAGAUUCGGAGACGUCUGCACGCUUCAGUGCAAUCCCGGCUUUAUGCCCACUGGCUCCAUGCUAACCUCCUGCAUGGUUUUGCAGGGCUGGUCCUUCGGAGACGAUCUGAAUUGCCUACCCUUCGAUAGCAGUUUGUACGGCAGCCAGUUAAACUGGGGGCUUUGGAACAUUCCACAGAAAGUGACACCCCCUCCAACCCAGGCUGUCCAAGGAAUCAGACCCUACAUCAAGUGUCCGGAAAAUGUGGUGAUCUUGCUGCAUUCCGGCGAACAAAAGGCUCAUGUAACACUGCAGAGACCCCAAACGAAUGUGAAAAACGGUCGCUUGGUAGCCCAUACCGCUUGGGCGGGUCAGCUGCAGGGUCAUCUGCCAGCUGGAGUCCACAAGGUCGACUUCAGAGUCAACGAUCCUGAGAGCCAGCUAACAAUUGGUUGUCACACAAUCAUCACUGUUAAAGAGGCACAGUCUGUAGAAGCAAGUCCCUUAAGCUUUUCCCCGGGAAUUCGAUCAUCACUUCCCAGACCGGCUCCAUUUCCCUUCUUAACCAAAAGCAGUUCAGCUGAUGGACCCUUUUUUUCUAUUCCGGACACAGCUCCCAAGCCAGCUCCCUUUCCCACAUUUUCCACCCACAGUUCACCUCGACAGCCCGAAUAUCCGCGUAAAAGUAUUUCAGAUCAGUCGUCAAUAUUCUCCAACUUGGAACCCUUUUCCCUGAAAUCCGCUAAGCUAAUAGCUCCUGGUCCAGCGCGUGGUGAAAGCACACGAGUGGACUUGGGGUCGGAUUCCACGAACUAUUGUCCACCUUCUAUCGAGGUCCCUCUGAGGGAGCACCAGGGCCUGCGUUCGGUGGCCUGGGAGGAGCCACGAUUCGAGGGAAAACUGCUGAAAAUCUACAAGUCACAUUUUCCUGGUGCCUUGUUUAAAGAGGGAGAGCACACAAUUAAAUACGAGGCCACCACCACCGAUGGCCAAACUCUAAGAUGCACUUUCUUCAUUCGUGUCAGGCCUGCUACUCCCACUCCGCCACCAAUUCUGCCAGAAAUCUUCUUUGAUAUAGAUUCCGAAUCUGCGCCUGCUCAACUCCGUCAACUGGGUGACCCCGGGACCUAUGUCAUCUGUCCGGACAAGGAGCCAGUCCGGGUGACUGCCGAUCAAUCCGUCGAUCUGCCCGUAGGCUGCACUCUGAAAAACGUGCGCCCGCAAUCGAGUCCUCUGAAAAACCUGAAAGGGGGCAAACUCACUUCGCUCUGGCAUCGUUAUACACAUUUCUGAUGUCAGUCAUUAUUUUGUAAACUAUUUAAAACUAUUUGCUUUGUAGUGCUUACUAUUUGAUGCGCAAUUUAUGCAAACAUUUUUGUACGACUUUUAUAUGAUAAACUUAAAAUAAAUAUUUUAAAAUAA
Messenger RNA from Drosophila gunungcola (fruit fly), 5170 nucleotides. RefSeq names its product fibrillin-1. Gene Ontology annotation, molecular function: calcium ion binding. The record is from RefSeq and is a predicted model, not a curated record. NCBI's taxonomy places the organism in Eukaryota, Metazoa, Arthropoda, Insecta, Diptera, Drosophilidae.